GCUUACUGUACCACCUUUGGGCACGCAAAGAGGCUGACUGAGAAAAAGACGCUGCCUGGCGACGCGUCCUAACGGCAGCUCAUCGACCUCACCCUCCGUUACUUCCUGCUACUUCACGCAACAAAUUGAAAUUCAGCCUUGCGCAGGCCACCUAGUACGACAGGCUUUCGUCAGCAUCUAACUUCCUGCAGAGUCGGACAGUAGUCGCGUGAAGCGCCAAGUUUCUGGGUACUUCUGGUCUGAAAGGAUUUUUUCGAGCAGGAAAGGCUUUCUGGCGCACUUCAGACACGCAUCGUGCCUGCCCCAAUACUUGUCACUGCUGCCGUUCCCAAACAGCACUUUACGAAAGUGGCGCCACCAGGCGCAUCAUUUCUUUUGCAAGAUGAGUGGGGGUACCGGAAGCUCUCCAAUAUGCGCAGGACCUGUGACAGUACGGACCAAGUGAUUAUUGCUAACUUGCCUGUUACUCGUGUACAACAGGCAUCAUUGAUGUACAUACAUGUGACUAAAAUGUAUCGCAAAUGAGAUGAUGUCAGAGGGCGACAAGCCGAGAACCCAACCAAUUGUGUAAGUGCAACGUACGAAAUGCGCGUUCAAGUAUGACGCGGCGCGAAGCGGCAGCAUUAUCAUAUGUAACGAAUGUGCGACAUGAAAAUAAGGCAGUGUGGGAAGAUGAAGCCGUAUGUGAGUGAAAGACGAAGAACAAGACCAGCCACUGGUGAGACCAGCCAAGCAGGAAGAGUGGAAUUCCAGCCCCCGAAGGAGGCGCAAAUAUGAAGUAAAGCUCCGGCCAAGCGGAGGGAAUGAGAUGUUAUUGCAUCUCACUAUGCACUGUACCCGCAUCGUGCAUCGUGGACGGAGUGCUGGGGGUAAAGCCUCGGGCCUUGACCUGCGACAGCGUUUGAGACUGACAGGGCACUUGGCUCCUUGGAGGACACCGUGCCCAACGAAAGGGCAUUGCAUACCCGUGGCCCCGACAGCGACGUGUGGACAACUUCGCGCCCUUUUCCCGAUCUGCACCUCGUGUCACGCGAAAGAGAGGACGACCGCUGCGACAUCGUUUCAUUGGCUUCGCUUGGCGUUCUCCUGCCCUCCAAUCUCUCCGUGUCUCGCGAUGCCGUAGACUCGUCGGACCCGUCAGGCGCGGAUUUGAGACUCACAGAGCUGCGAGAACGCUUUCGUGGGUUUGGGAGACGCGAAGCCUGCGAGAAAAUGGGGCCACUGAUGGUGUUGCUCCACCGUUUCUUCGCGAGUGUGGGCGGCACAGGUGGAUCCCGAGGCUGGAGCCUUGGAUGUGUGGGAGAGUGACCGCGAGCCUCUGGUCGUGAGAGCGGUAGCGAGGGUGGGAGCGUGGGUAGGAACACAGCAGGAAAGGACGGCAGGAAGGGAGAGGUGAUGAUACUGAGCGAGGUAGAAGGGACGUCUGACUCCGCGCUUAAACCCGAGGGCGGGAAGGGGUACUCGAAGCGGGGUGAGACGUCGAAUGGCGUACCAACAAUCGACGAUGGUGAGUGCAAAGACAAGUCUGACAGGUCCAGACGAGGCUUGAGCGAGAUUGACUUGGAUGACGAUCUUAGCAAGCGAUUCAACCUGUAGGAUGGUGAGUCCGACCCGCUCCAAAGGGAAUCAAAUGUGAUGCGCACCUCGGUUACUGCGCCCAAGCCGUCGCCAACGAUCACCGGGACAAGAACGCUAUCGUCGAGGUCUGGAUCGGGAGUAGGACUACCUAGAGCAUCUCCCGCGAUUGAGACGACCGCGGGGUGUUGGAAGAGCUCAUCAUCACUGUCCAGCGAAAUGAAGGUCGGUGGAACAGUCGGCAUCAAAAGACCGGUGGUGGACGUGGUUAGAGAUACGCUUCGCGUCGACCUGGACAGCGCGGAAGUGGUGGUUGUCGACGAUGUCGAGAGACUGGACGACAAGGAGUAGCAGCGGGGCGCGAGAGCUAGCUGAAAUACUCUGGCUCAGGCUUGACGUCGAAAUACCCUCCAAAGUGGAGCUCGAUAUACAUAUCACGUCCAGAACGUUCCUGCGAAAGAGUAUGCGGGGU
Messenger RNA from Phanerochaete carnosa HHB-10118-sp, 2047 nucleotides. RefSeq lists its product as uncharacterized. The coding region runs from base 809 to 1123 and encodes 104 amino acids. The transcript has a single exon. Lineage: Eukaryota; Fungi; Basidiomycota; Agaricomycetes; Polyporales; Phanerochaetaceae. The record is from RefSeq and is a predicted model, not a curated record.